AUGUUCCAAGUUCAUACGUCUAUACUAGACAAUGCAGACGGGUCCGCCGAGCUAACUCUAGACGAUACCAAAGUUCUUGUUUCAGUAUCAGGGCCUAUAGAGCUGAAACAACGACAGGAAUUACCACAACAAGCAAGUCUUGAAAUAAUUGUACGUCCAGCAAAAGGAUUAUCAACAACAAAAGAGAAACUAUUGGAAGACAAACUAAGAUCGUUAUUGCAGAAUGUGCUUAUACGUUAUAGGUAUCCAAGACAACUUAUACAAAUAGUGGUACAAUUUUUGGUACUGGGAACAAGACAAGAAUUCACCAAUAAUGAAUUGAACGCAGCUAUAAAUUGUUGUUAUUUCGCAAUAAUAGAUGCAGAUUUAUCCAUAUAUCUGAGCUUUGCAUCCGUCUCCUUGUGUAUCAAUCUGGGAAACUUGAUUGAAAAUCCCACGGCGGAUGUAAUUUCAACUAGUGACUCGCAUCAUAUUGUAUGUUUCAGUAUAGAAAAUGGUAAGGUUGGCAAUUUACUAUUAUUGGAAAGUGCCGGAGAGUUUACUGAAUAUCAGUUGUUUGAUUUGUUGGCGAAAAGCGUAAGGAGUAUAGAGAGUUUACAUCAAUUGCAAAGAAAAGCUAUUGAAAAAAAACUAGGAAAUGAUUAUAUCUGGAGAGAAGUGAAAAACAAUUAA
Lodderomyces oxycetoniae is the source of this 672-nucleotide messenger RNA. Its product is annotated as exosome non-catalytic core subunit. NCBI's taxonomy places the organism in Eukaryota, Fungi, Ascomycota, Pichiomycetes, Serinales, Debaryomycetaceae. The record is from RefSeq and is a predicted model, not a curated record. The transcript has a single exon. Gene Ontology annotation, biological process: poly(A)-dependent snoRNA 3'-end processing; nuclear mRNA surveillance; rRNA catabolic process. Bases 1 to 672 code for a protein of 223 amino acids. Gene Ontology annotation, cellular component: nuclear exosome (RNase complex); cytoplasmic exosome (RNase complex); nucleolus.